AUGUCAACAGACUCCGUCAACGCACCAACACUCUCCUUCCCGCCUCCAGGACCUAUCCUGCCUCCACUUCCUGACUCCUACAUCGUUCCAAAACUCACCGACGACUUCAACAGCAGCGACCUUCGUUGGUAUCUUCAAACCGCCGUUAACGAACCCAACUUCCGUCCCAAGGAGGGUUUCGGGUCUCUGAACGCCUCAAUUCGCACCCGCGAUCACAUCGCACAGGAAUUCGACGGGCUGCACGGUUAUUCACUGACCCUUUACUGUCUAGCCUGCAAUCCCUUGGAUAACGUGCUAGCCAACGAUGAAGAAGAAGUUUGGCGCGCGUGCAACAAUGACAUGACUAAUGCAAAGGCUACUGUUGCGACUAUUCCAAACUCUGAGAUGUGGCAGCCUUAUUCAGAUCUAAGAAUCAGGGUACCGACAUUGGAUCCCUCCACGCACACUAUAGGUAGUGCAAACGAUGAUCGCAUCAACAUGAGGGUGUGCAUGACUGUGCUGUGGCUCAAUAAAAACUUCACAUAUAUAGACAACAAGGACAACUUUGUCCGUAGCCAGUUAUUUCUGGUGCGAGACCAGCUUCAUGACGAAGGACAGUCCUCGGAGACUGACUACAUUCCGUACGUCUAUAAUGCGACAUAUCCCCUUGGAACGACUAUCAGGCAACACUUCACCAUUCCACUGGCUGCAUCAUCAACCCGUAUGUAUCACCCUGCCGAUCUUUGUAUUAGUGUUGGAAGAUCCGAUUCCUGCCAUGGUGAUGCCGCCUGGGAUCAUUGGCCGAUCGGUAAACGUUUUGGCGUGACUAUCGGCGGGGUGGCGGGGGCCGCGCUUGUGCUGUGGUUGGUCCGGCGGUUCUGUGAACGCACACGCUGGGCAAAUGUGAGGCAGAAACCGAGGCCGAUGUUGCUUAGUGAGUUACGAGCCCAACAGCGCGAAAGAGAAGGACAUAACACCGAUGAAGAGAGAGAUGUUGGAGCGAUAAGACGCGGACCAAGAGAGGAACCCCAAGCUAUUGCUGCAGGACGUAAUGGGAUUGUAGAUGAAGGAGAAAUAGACAAACCGCCGCCUGGAUACCAUGAGGUGGUGAACGAUCAAGAGCGAAUUCUCGCGACAUAUGCGACUCAAAGCCACCUUACUAUGCCUGCUCCUUUCUAUGAACCACCGGGUCGCAAUUCAGACUCUCUAUCUGCGCACACUAUCUACACGCCACCAGCUGCCUCACUUCCACAGUACACACCUGCUGCUGGGGUAGUAUACUAUCCGCCACCUCCAGAUCGGUAA
This is a messenger RNA of Dothidotthia symphoricarpi CBS 119687, 1284 nucleotides long. RefSeq lists its product as uncharacterized. The transcript has a single exon. Bases 1 to 1284 code for a protein of 427 amino acids. Lineage: Eukaryota; Fungi; Ascomycota; Dothideomycetes; Pleosporales; Dothidotthiaceae. The record is from RefSeq and is a predicted model, not a curated record.